AUGAAGCUUCUUUUCUUGUUGGGUUUCUUUAUUUUUCUUGAAGCUAAGCUUCAAACUAUCACUAUAAUUGGCAGUUUUUACUGUGAAGUGGAGAAGGAUGGUCCAACCGGUUAUUACGAUUCUGAUUUGAGGGUUUCAGUUGUCGAUCAUGAUUAUCUCAGCAAAGAUGACGUGCUUGCUGAAGGCUAUUUCAAGGAUGGAACCGUCGAAUUGUCCGGUUCAACUGAUGAGCGUUUCGAGAUUGUGCCAAAGAUGUGGGUCGAUCACCGCUGUGGAUGGAAUCGAACCGAGCCGGAAGAAUGUUACACGAGAACGGAGUUUUUCAUUGGAAACGAAUGGAUUGAUAAAAUUUAUUACUUCCGUGUGUUUCUGGAUAUCCCGCUUUCGGAUCCGGAUAAUAUGAUAAGAAAAGAGACAAGAAGAUGCAAUGGUCGGCGUCGAAGCAAACUUCAACCCCAACAAAUUGAUUCUCAGACUUCUGAG
This is a messenger RNA of Mesorhabditis belari, 483 nucleotides long. The record is from the annotation of a GenBank genome assembly. NCBI's taxonomy places the organism in Eukaryota, Metazoa, Nematoda, Chromadorea, Rhabditida, Rhabditidae.